GAUCGGUUUACAAACUCUCACAGAUUUGAUUUGAAACGGAAAACCGAAAUUGUCGGCCCGGUUUAAUAGGUUUCUGCCAAACCGAAUGUCACACUUUUAAGUUCUCUAUUAGUCAAGGGAAGCCAAAACGUUGUUUCAGCAUAUAUAUAUAUAUAUAUACGUACAAAUUUGAAACGACGACGUUCGUUUCAGAGUAGUGUAUCUCUUCAUCUUCUCUUCUUUGCAUAAAAAACAGAAAUUCUAAUCAGGGUUUAUCGUUUACAUCGCUCUUGUCUCCCCUAAGUCCACUCGAGGAGGAUAGGCCUUUUUUCAUCAUCUGAGUCUGUUUGAUUCGGUUAAGGAUGGAGGAAUUGAGCCAAAUCUUGAAGAACAAUAGGACGGAUGAUCUCACUUGGUUUUGCUCUCUCUCAGAAUCUGAACUGGAUUUGCUCAUCAGCUUAAAGAAGUUAGCCACUCAACGCGCCAUAAUAAGUGGUCACCAAGAACUAGCUGACAAAUUUGAUCUUAAGUUGCUCCGAGCUCUAGGGCUUGUGCUAAUGGAGAAUGUAAGAAAAAAGAUAGAAGAUGAUACUUGUCUUGCCCCAAGUGUUGUUCAUCAACUCAGCCUUUUGGAUAGUUGUAACUUGGUGGAAACGCAUGUAGAUGGUACUAUAGGCACUGAGGAGAUUCUGUCUGAAAUCUGCAACAAGAAUUCAAAAAAGAAAUCACGGAAAAGGAGGCGGUCCAAGUGAACUCGGCAUCUCAUGUCCACUGUUUUGCUCGGUUCUGGUCGGUGUGGCUCAGACUAGCUCGGAACAGAGAUUUAGUUUCUUUAAUUUUUAUAAGAUGAUCUUCCCGAUUAUGCCAUGCAGUGUUAUCGUUUUAUAUAACAUCUCAUUGUUUCUUCUGCCUUUUUGUCUUUUGUCCAUCGCCAGAUAUGCUUGUGCUUGACAUAUCGAUUAUGUAGAUCUUUGGUGUGAGAAUUUUAAUUUGCCGGAACUCUUGGUUCAAAUUGGUACGACAUAAUUGAUCUUGGUA
Molecule: messenger RNA, 1017 nt
Organism: Camelina sativa (false flax)
Lineage: Eukaryota; Viridiplantae; Streptophyta; Magnoliopsida; Brassicales; Brassicaceae
Source: RefSeq, a predicted model, not a curated record